AUGGCCACCGAGACCCGCCGUUCAAACGGCACGCGCCUCGAUGCCUCCCUCGGCAUCACUGAGCGCAUCGCCCCGAGCACGACGGCUUGGACAGGCGACAUGCGCAAGAGAUACACAGAUUUUCAAGUCUACGAGAUCAACAGAGAUGGCUCCGUCCUCCACCUAACGGAAACCUCUCUCCCACCUCCCCCAAAGGAACCCACCCCUCCGCCGGCUGCUGAGGAGAAGAAGGAGGAGACGGAGGAAGUCAAGGAGGAAACCAAGGCGGAAGAAGUCAAGACAGAGGAGACUCCUGAGAACGUCGAGAAUGGCGAAAACGGCGAGAACGGCGAAACCUCCAAGCCCGCCGUCCCUGAGAUCCCCGCAGAAGACAUCGCGACCCUCGCCUCUCUCACAGACCAAGAAUUCGCCGACAAGCUCGUGGCAAUGUUCAACACAAUCAGCGCCGACAAGAACGCCAAACCCGAACCCGCGACGUCGCCCGUCAUGGACGACAAGGAAAAGCGCGGCCAACUCCAUCAGCAAGUCCGCCGCAUCUUCAACUCGGUGAUCGACACGACCACAGACACCACGGGCGCCAUCGUCGCCAAGAUCACACCUCCCCGCGGCAAGGGCAGAGGCGUGCGCGGAGGCGGGCCUCAGCAGCAGAAGAAGCAGCAGCAGCAACGGCAACCCAAGGUCAAGGCCCCCGGCGAGGGCGAGUACCUCCACUUCACACUGUACAAGGAGAACCGCGACACCAUGGAUGCCACGGGCCAGAUCGCGAGGGCCCUCCGCAUCAAGCCCCAGGCCGUCGGCACCGCCGGCACCAAGGACCGCCGCGCCGCGACGACGCAGCGCUGCUCCAUCCGUCAUGGCCGCGCCGACGCCCUCGUCCGCGCCAACUCCCGUCUCCACGGCGUCAUCACCGGCGACUACCUCUACGCCACGACCCCGAUCCACCUCGGCGCGCACGCCGGCAACGAGUUCGUCAUCGCGCUGAAGGACUGCGCCGUCGCGGGGACCCCCGACCUCCCCCACGACGAACGCCAGGCCAAGAUCCGUGAGUCCGUCGGGUCCGCCAUGGCGAGCAUGCACUCGCGCGGCUGGAUCAACUACUUCGGCCACCAGCGCUUCGGGACCCACGCCGUCGGCACCCACGAGGUCGGCCGCCUCAUCCUGCAGGAGGACUUCGAGGGCGCCGUCAACGCCAUCCUCACCUACGACGAGGACGUCGCCAAGCGCGCCGCCGGCGGGGAGGUCCCCUCCGAGGGCCACGCCCGGGACGACUUCAACCGCCAGCACGCCUGCAUGCUCUUCCGCCAGGGCGGCACCAUGGACGACGCCGUCAAGAUCCUCCCGCGCCGCUUCAACGCCGAGGCCAGCGUCAUCCGCCACCUCGGCAGGCCCAACCAGACCUCGCGCAGAGACUUCUUCGGCGCCCUCACGAGCAUCACCCGCGGCCUGCGCAACAUGUACCUCCACGCCUACCAGUCCUACGUCUGGAACCACGCCGCCAGCCACAGGUGGCGUCUGUACGGGGACAAGGUGGUCGAGGGCGACCUCGUCUUCACGCAGUCCCAGGCCGAGGCGGAGAACGACGACGACGACGACGCGGCCACCGCCGACGCCCGCGCGCUGACCGCCGAGGAGGCGGCCUCGGGCAGGUACACGAUCCACGACGUCGUCCUCCCCUCGCCGGGCCACGCCGUGGUCUACCCGACCAACGCCCUGGGCGAGUUCUACACGACCUUCAUGAGGGACAACGGCGGUCUCGACCCGGCCAAGAUGCUCCGCCGGCACCGCGAGUUCAGCCUGCCCGGCGCGUACCGCAAGUUCGCCGUGCGCUUCCUCGCGGAGCCCGCGUUCGAGGUCCGCGCGUACGAGGACGACAACGAGCAGAUGCACCCGACGGACAUGGAUCUCAUCCGCGCCAGGCGGGGCGGCGACCAGGCGUCGUCGUCCAAGAAGCGCGGCCGCGAGGGGGAGGAGGAUGACGGUGCGAACAAGAAGGCCAAGACCGAGACGGAAGAGGCCCCGGCCGAGGAGGUCAAGACCGAGACCGGGGCGGAGGUUCCGGCCGCAGAGGCCGGGUCCGAUGUGAAGAUGGAGGAUGCGGCGGUCGCGCAGCCCGAGAAGGCCGAGCCUGAAGAGAGUAAAGUGGAGCCGGCGACGAAGAAGACGGCUGUGGUGGUCACUUUCCAGCUCCCCAAGAGCGCCUACGCAACCGUGGCCCUCCGCGAGUUGAUGGGCGUGGAUGAGUCCGAGGUGACGGCGAAGGCAUGA
This is a messenger RNA of Colletotrichum karsti, 2265 nucleotides long. RefSeq names its product pseudouridine synthase. Lineage: Eukaryota; Fungi; Ascomycota; Sordariomycetes; Glomerellales; Glomerellaceae. Gene Ontology annotation, cellular component: nucleus. The coding region runs from base 1 to 2265 and encodes 754 amino acids. Gene Ontology annotation, molecular function: pseudouridine synthase activity; RNA binding. Gene Ontology annotation, biological process: pseudouridine synthesis. The record is from RefSeq and is a predicted model, not a curated record. The transcript has 2 exons.